AUGUUGGCAAUCAUUUUUUUAUUUUUUAUUUUCCAUAUAUCAUUAUCGGAUAGAUGGUAUUCAAAAUCCCAGUGUACUCAAAAAGAAUUCGCUAAUCAUAUGGAUAUAAAUUGUAAUUCAAAUGAAUAUAUCCUCAUUGGUUGGUCACAUUAUGGUACGAAGAAAUCAUUUCGUCGUAUUAAUUCCUCAUCAAAUUGUGAACCGUUGGAAACAGAUUGUAUUAUGGAUUAUACACAUAAGAUAGCUGAGCUGUGUAAUGGUGCAUCGAAAUGUGAAGUUAUUUUAACUCAACAAUUUAUUCAUAAAUGUUCAGAUGAAGCAACAUAUUUAUUUAUUUCUUAUCAAUGCAUACAAAAUUCAACAAUUGUUGAUAUAUGUUCACAACGUAGUAUAACUUCACUGAAUGCUAUAAGUGUAAUUAGUCCCAUGUUUCCCAACGAAUAUCCAAAUAAUAUUAAUUGUACUUGUUCAGUCGAAUCAAAGACAAAAUCUAAUGUCAUCAUUGACGUUGAGAGUCUUUCGUUUAAUUUACAAGAUAAUGAUAAUUUAUUAUCAUUCUCAGGAACAAUACCAUUUGGUGCAUCAUUAUUAACAGUAAAAAAUCAACUUGAUUUAAAAUUUCAAACAGAUGAAACAUUAAGUCAAUCUGGAUUUUGGAUUCGUUUAUAUGGUUAUGAGCAAUGUUAUGACGAUGAAUAUGUUCUUGGUUCGAAAUGUAUAAAAGUUUUUUCAAGAAAACAAACAUGGAAAUCAGCGAAAGAAAAAUGUUUAUCAAUCAACUCAGAUUUAAUUCGUUUAAAUGAUAUUAUUCAAGAAAAAAAGUUAGCAUAUUUUAUUUUAACAAAUAAUCAACAGCAAUCAACAUCAUUUUGGAUAUCAAAUGAAAAAGAAAAUUAUGACAUGAAUUCAUGGUGGCCAUGGCGAUCAUCAUCGAAUACAGGAAAAUGUGUAUUACGUACCCAAGAUGGUUGGAUAAAACGGUCAUGUAACGAAGAGCAAGCAUUUAUAUGUGAACGAGAUAUAAAUCGACAAUCAAUACCAUUGACUGUACAAUGUGGAAAUGUUCAAAAAACAACAAUGUUACCGAUGAAAACAAUAACCAAAACCGUAGAAUCAUCAUUAACAUCUUCAUCAUCACCAUUACUAUCAUCAUCAACAAAAACCACGGCAAUAAUAGUAACAAAUGUGCCACAUAUAACUAUUCCAUUGAUGAUACAUCAAGAAGAAGUUGCAUCAAAAAUUUCUGAAAAAAACUUUUUCGUUGGCCCAUCAUCCUCUAUAGUUAAAAAUGAAUUAAAAGAUAGAACCAAUACUAUCGAUCCAAAUGUUCUUGCAGUGAUAUUAACUGGCAUAGCCAUCAUUAUAUUUUUCGUCAAUAUAGUUGUUUGCUAUAUUUUUAGAAAGCGUCCACAAGAUCCAUCAAAAUUUACAGCACAACAUGAUUCGAGUUCAUCAUUUAUUCAUGAAGAACUACAACAUAGUCUGAUGCAACAUAUCUAUCAUGAACAAACAAAUACCAUUUCAUCAAGAUCAAUAUCAUCAUCUUCUUCAAAAAAUUCGCAAUCAAAAUCAAAUGAUACAACGACAACAGCGUCGACAAAUCUUUUUCAAUUGUCUUCAGUUAUUCAUCCUUCUAAUUCGUUUCGAACAGAUACUGCUUCAAAACCUUUAUGUUUUCGAAAUCCGCAUGUCUGCAAUGAUUCAGUUGAUUACCAUGUUUACGAAACUAUACCAUCAGAAUAUCCUAUCUAUACCUUUUGCGCCGCUCAUAGUGCUUUCAAACCAGUCGUUCAAUCGAAUACACAUACUAUUCGGCCAUAUCUUUCACAAGCAAAUACUCUUCAGCGUCAUCUGUCUUCUUCACAACAGUCUUAUGAUAAAUUAUCAUCUAUUCUACCAAAUGCGACUGUUGUAAUGCCUAUCUGUUGUCAUCUUUAUUCAUCACAAUAUCCAACAGAAACUUUAAGGCAAAAUUUGAGUGCAAUAUCAGCACAAGUUGAAACACAGGAGCCAAUCUAUAAUCGUUCGGAAAGUAUUGUAUAA
Messenger RNA from Rotaria socialis, 2043 nucleotides. The record is from the annotation of a GenBank genome assembly. NCBI's taxonomy places the organism in Eukaryota, Metazoa, Rotifera, Eurotatoria, Philodinida, Philodinidae.